Messenger RNA from Phalaenopsis equestris, 1031 nucleotides. RefSeq lists its product as uncharacterized. NCBI's taxonomy places the organism in Eukaryota, Viridiplantae, Streptophyta, Magnoliopsida, Asparagales, Orchidaceae. Bases 286 to 747 code for a protein of 153 amino acids. The record is from RefSeq and is a predicted model, not a curated record. The transcript is spliced from 2 exons.
UACAGCACUCCACGCGCAGCAUACAUUUACAUGAACAAAUCCUCUAUUUUUCCAGUUAAUAUUUUCCCUGCAUGAUUUUCCCCGGACCCAUCAUCCUCUCUGUCUCGAUUACUGCGAAGAAGACGACGAUCGCGCAGCAAAUCGCUACAUCGAAUUCCCUGCACAGUACUCGCCCUUUCCGGGUCCAAAUGCUCUCGAGACACCCAGUCCCUCUUAUCCUCCACGGCCCUAGGGUUAGGGUUACGGCUCCGCUCACCCUACCGUAGAAUUUCAGCUCAAUAUUCCAUGGCGCCACCAUCCUCGACGCAAUCGCCUCCAUCAUCGGCUUUCUUCGCCAUCUGCUUGCUUCAUUCGGCGGUAGCGACGACGUGCGGAGCACUGAUGAUGUUCUACCUGAACGAAAUCUCUGUGUUUGGUCACGGGCCGGAGACUGCAAGGAAACUGCAGGGCUCGACGCCUCACGAUCAGCUCCUGAUCCAGAUCUCGGACUCCUUCGCGGGAUUGCUAUUGUUUGCCAUAGGAUUCCUCCUCUUCAUGGUUUCCUUCGUCAAGGACCGCGACUUUCAGACUUUCUUCGCUAAAGGCUGCAUCCUUCUCCAUGUUUUCAUGGCCCUUUGGCGCAUCAGCUUUGAGAGGCACCUGGAGGAUCUCGCCCGCGACUGGCCUCGCCAGCUAGUUGGCGACGUUGUUCUCAGUCUAUCCUGGUUGUUUUUCCUCGUUUAUUCAUGGAGAGAGAAGUACGACUGACUGAACGGAUUAAUCGACUGUUCAUCGUCGUCUAGACCGGAGCUUAAGACUGGCUAUGGGGUCAACUCUCUGUUACAUACUUACAAAUCCGUCAGGAAGACGACGAUGAUGAGAAAGGCAACUGAGAUGCGGUGAGAAAUAUUUUUCGCUUCUGGAUUCCGAAUCUUUUAUUUGAUCUGUUUACUAAAAAUCUGUACUUGAUCUAUUCUGAGUGAUCACUGAUGUACAAGGAAGUCAAUUUACAUAAAACUUGUAUUAUUUGAUCAAGGUUGAAGAUGAAUUUC